CACAGGUACUAUUUUUCCGAACUUUGGGGAUCAUAUUCGACUCCACAACUCACGACACCGGCAAACCUUUUGAGAGAAGCCGUGGGAUCUCAAUUUCAACUUAAGCUGACACGAUGGAUGUUCAGCGUCUAAAAGCCCUAAACCAAGCAAAGCACUCUCGCUUGAGCGCAGGUCUAUUUUUAUCAUGCCUGCAUGAUAAACCUGAAUGGGCAAACCAUUUCCUCCAACAAAUGCUUCAUAUUCCCCGCAUUUACUCGUUGGAAGGCCUACCCCUCGAGCUCGCGUUUAAUACAAGCGGGCUGGCCCAAACCCCUCACAAGCGCUUGGCGACUGACAGAUCUCGAGCUCCCAGAACAGCCGUCAUAGACCCCAGCUUGGGUCGCUGAUCAUCAAUCGGUUACGGUCUUGUAUUCACCUGGACAAACUCUUCUUCUCUUGUCCAAAACUGUAGUUGCACCUGCGACACUGCUGGAUCUCGGCCAUCAUGGACGGUCCUCCUAGGUUGCCCAAGAAGCCAUGCGUGACAACAGAAGCCUGAUGAUUACUCAAUAUUGUAACUGCUACCGGACUCUUCUGGCACGAAGCUCGUGUUUACCACAUACUUUCUUAGAGCCAAGAUGGCCAAGCGAUGCCAAUUCUCUUGGAAUACCAAUUUCCCCAGUGUCCAUCGUUAGACCUGAGUCUCGUAUGCACAAAAUCAAUAGUCCUCCACGAUCGCAGCAAGCUUCUGAUGGCAUCGAACACUUCAGAGCCUCUCUAAGCUCCUCGAUCGCCUGUAUUCUGGUCUCUAGUGCUCUCUUCUCUUGUUGCCUCACCGUCAUGAGGUUGAGAAUGUCUCCGAAUGGUCGCUUGCUGAACAUAUUAUGGGUCAGCCUCGCUUGUGGUUGAAGUUAGCAAACGAGAAGUCUGACUUGGCAGCUCUAAAUGGUCUAAUUGUGGAUUUUGUGCGUACAUUGCGACCAUGUUCGCGCUUCUAGAGCGAAAUCUUUGCCCUGAGAAAGGUAGCAUGUGGUUUUAAACCUGGCUUCUUGUAAGAUAUAAGGUGGCAGUUUGUCCUUCGUCUCCGUUGCUCAUUUUUCAACUCUACUAUUCGAACAAAAAUCUUUCGUACCCGCUUUGAUUUAUCUGGACAUCCGUUGAUAUCAACCUUUCAACUUCAGCAGUUACCAUGCUGUUCAAGUGUCUUAUAUUUGCCGUCUUUGCUUUUCUGGCAGCCGCUGCUCCGGGAGGUGACAAAGACUACAACGACAAGGAUUGGGGCAAGAACCAGUGUUACAUAAAACAUGUGACAUACUACACUACCGACUACAACUAUGCGACAAAGGUCGACUAUGCUUACACAACGAAGGUCAAGUCGUGGGAAGUGCCCUACGUGACCAAAGUUCCGGUAACGACCUGGGUUGAGACGAAGCUUACACAGACGAAAUAUAAGACCGACGUGGAUAAGUAUCCUGUCACUAAAAUUGAUAAGUAUCCUGUCGUCAAAUCAGAAGUUAAGGACCAGAAGAUAUGCAAGACGAAGUGGUGGGGUGAUCACUGGGAUUACGACAACAAGUGGUAGUUUGAAUAUGACAUACAAAAGCCUACGCUGUUUGGUCAGAUGUUUCACGACAUGUCUUACGAAUAUGCACAAAACGUACAAGUUACUGGUCUGGUAAAUGAAUUUUCAUUGGAGCUUGAAGCACAGCUGCUUGCGCGGAAUAAUGAUGCAGGACGGCAGUCACUAAGAAAAAUGGCCUAAAAGUUUGUCUGAUAAGUUGGUAAAAUGUUCAAGUCCGCACUAAAGGUCCAUGUUUUCCUGUAAGAUUUUAAAUGAUAUACAUUCUAAAAUGUUAUGUUGAC
Verruconis gallopava is the source of this 1842-nucleotide messenger RNA. RefSeq lists its product as uncharacterized. The coding region runs from base 1169 to 1561 and encodes 130 amino acids. Lineage: Eukaryota; Fungi; Ascomycota; Dothideomycetes; Venturiales; Sympoventuriaceae. The transcript has 2 exons. The record is from RefSeq and is a predicted model, not a curated record.